Molecule: messenger RNA, 17037 nt
Organism: Podarcis lilfordi (Lilford's wall lizard)
Lineage: Eukaryota; Metazoa; Chordata; Lepidosauria; Squamata; Lacertidae
Source: the annotation of a GenBank genome assembly
CGCUCUGCGUGCGCGCGCAGCCACGGCCGACGGCGACGCCAUUUUGUCGCCGAGCUCGGUGUUUUGUUGAGCGCCGCGCGUCUAACGUCGGAGCGAAGAGCCGCCAUGCCGGCCGGGCCUGUGCAGGCGAUGGCGCCUGCCCAGCCAGCGCCCCCUGAAGCGAAACAGGUAAUUUUCGGCCUAGUCCGUUUAGCAGAAGCCCACUCUCUGAGGUUCCUUCAUCUUUCCACCCCCCCAACCCCUUUAAUGUCCAAGGCCUCCUGAAGGGGGAGGUCCUCCUCCCAGGAUGCCUUGCGGGACGAGAGCGGUGCAUGCUGGGAGGCGUAGUCUGCAGCCCGCGGAUGCGUGAAUGUCUGGGAAUUUUCUAAAGUGGGGAAUGGAGAAUGCCCCUCACAGGUUGCGUGACGGCCAGCUCCCCUCAACCCUAAACAGCCUCGGCCCAGUAUACCUGAAGGAGUGUCUCCACCCCCAUCGUUCAGCUCGGACACUGAGAUCCAGCUCUGAGGGCCUUCUGGCGGUUCCCUCAUUGCGAGAAGUGAGGUUACAGGGAACCAGGCAGAGGGCCUUCUCGGUGGUGGCGCCCGCCCUGUAGAACACCCUCCCAUCAGAUGUCAAGGAAAUAAGCAGUUAUCCUAUUUUUAAAAGACAUCUGAAGGCAGCCCUGUUUAGGGAAGUUUAUAAUAUUUAAUGAUGUAUUGUUAUUAACACUCGAUUGGGAGCCACCAGAGUGGCUGGGGAAAUGGAGCCAGAUGGGCGGGGUAAAAAUAAUAAAUUAUUAUUAUCAUCCCUGGCCAUUGGCCAUUCUGGCUGGUGAUGAUGGGAAAUGUGGUUGUUUAUUAAAUUUAUAAGCUGCCCUUUUUUGCCAUGACGGCUCAAAGCCACUUAGAAAAACGGGUUAAAAACAGAAUUCAUGCACACAUUAAAACUGGUUCAUUAAAAUAUCCUACCCACUCUAAAAGGCCAUGGAUAAUUAAAAGCCAAAACAUCUAUCCACACACACAAACACAGAGCAUUCUUUCCCAGACCCAUACUGAGGGCAGUGUGAACAAAUUAGAACAACACAGAUAAAAUGCAGAAGAUUAAGAUAUAAAAUAUAAUACUUAAGAUAAUAGUUUAACAGUAACUAAACUAUAAAAUAAUUAAAACAAUAUAAAAGCAGAUCCAUUGAAACACAUAGUGAAAACAACACAGCACUAUUAAAAAACAACAACAAUUGCUUUAAAAACCAUCCCCCAAAGCAUGUUGGAAUAAAACAGUCUUCAUCUGCUGGCAGAAAGAUAGGAAAGGGUGGGAUGGGGGGUUGAAACUGAGGUGAUAGUUACAUUUCUAAAGCCAUCCCACUAAGGAGAUUUAAACAAGGGGCUUUGAUGUUUAGCUUAGUCUUUCACAACAGAAGAAUCCUGCAAUAGAGACUAUUGCUUUGAGGGAAUACUUGAUUUUUUCCCCUCAGCAAACUGGUUUUUGAAAGAUCCUUGGUCUGCUUUCUUUUUAUGCCAUAUUCACUUUUAAUUGCAGCCAGAAGAUGAACCGAAAGAAGAAGCAACACCGGCCAAGCCCGUGGUGGGAAUUAUUUAUCCUCCUCCAGAGGUUCGGAAUAUUGUGGACAAGACAGCCAGCUUUGUAGCCAGGUAGGUCACUCUAGACUGGACUCUUGGAAUAUUAGCUUCUUGCAGUGAUAAACUAAGAGGGUGGUUGAGGCAGCCUCAGCAUGCAUAGCUAAUCAAAUGUGUUAAGGGACAAAGGCAGUGAGGACUCAGGGUUGGCAAUAUUUUUUUGUGUGGGUUGGAUACUGUGCCUGUCCUUGGUGGCUUUUGAGGAAUUUUAAAUUUUGGUUUGGUGCUGAUUUUUGCUAUAUAACCUUUCCAGAAAUGGUCCUGAGUUUGAAGCCCGUAUCCGGCAGAAUGAAAUCAACAAUCCCAAAUUUAACUUCUUGAACCCCAACGAUCCUUACCAUGCCUACUAUCGCCACAAAGUCAAUGAGUUCAAGGAAGGGAAGGCACAGGAGCCCUCGGCAGCCAUUCCCAAAGUCAUGCAGGCACAGCAGAGUGCACAACAGCAGCUUCCCCAAAAGGUAAGCGGUUCCUCUCUUGUCUUCAUCUGUCUCUUAUCUUUCAUGGUGCUGCAGGAGGGAAGGCCAACUGCCAACAAGUUUCUCUUGGCCUUUUCCUUCCAUUCAUGCCUCACUGGCAGAAGUGAGGAACUUUUGGCCCUCUAGAUGUUGCUUACCUACAGCACCCAUCAGCCCUAGCAAGCAGGGUCAGUGGCCAAGGGCAUUGUAGUUCAGCGACAUUUGGAGGACCACAGGUUCCCCAUGCCAGCUCACUGUGGAGGUAAGAACAAACUUCACCAACCUGGUGCCCUCUAGAUGGUUUGGACUGCAACUACCAUCAGCCCCUGCCAACAUAGCCAAGCCAUCUGAAGGGCACCCGGUUGGCAGAGGCUUGCUAGGAAUGGUUCUAAACCACAGAGCAGCAAAUACAGGGACACCUAACCUGUGCACCUAAGUGAGGUUGGGUAUAAGUGGUGAUCCAUUUCUGUGUUCCUUCCGCAGGUACAAGCCCAGGUGAUUCAGGAAACUGUGGUUCCGAAAGAGCCUCCUCCGGAAUUUGAGUUCAUUGCAGACCCUCCCUCGAUCUCAGCCUUCGACUUGGACGUGGUAAAGCUGACAGCCCAGUUUGUUGCUCGGAACGGCAGGCAGUUCCUCACCCAGCUGAUGCAGAAAGAGCAGAGGAAUUAUCAAUUUGACUUCCUGCGCCCGCAGCACAGUCUCUUCAACUACUUCACCAAACUGGUUGAACAGUACACUAAGGUAACAAAUCUCAGGUGCCAGGAGCAUUCAUUUGAACAAGCUGGAGGAUAGUGCUAUUUACGCAGAGCGACAUGUGCAUUUCAAAGUGACAAACUUUGAAGACUUCCUGUCUCUGUUGAAGAGAAGUGCUUGCAAGGAUCCUGGAGGGGAAAGUAGGGACGCCCCAGGCAUUAAGGUGUCCUAAUAUUGAUUGCACAUUCUUUGUAUGAUCAUGGCAAGAUAAAAACAAAAUCUGUUCCAUAGCAAACAGGGGAAGCAAUGGCAAUGAUAGCAGAAUUGUUCUGUUUUUGUUAAAAACAUAAGAAUAGCUUGCUAGAUCAUCUGGCCAGUGGCCCAUCUAGUCCUUCUCACAGUGGCCAACAAGGUGCUUGUGGGAACCCAAUGAGCAGAACAUCAGCAUUCUCCCCUCCUGUGGUUUCCAGCAACUGGCAUUCAGAAACACUGCUGCCUCCAAAUAUGGAGGCUUUGUCUAACAGUAGCUGGCUUGCCUAAGUCAUAGCUAUAUCCCUUGCCAAUUAUGGCAAAUAGUUGCCAUCUUCCCUGCAUCCUGUGCACAUGUACUGUUCCUUAAAGUGUUCCUACUUUCAGGCAUAGCUGUGCAUAGACUUGGAGAGAGAGAAAAAAGCACAGAAUUAAGCUUUUCUUUGAAACAUUGACAACUCAACAAACAAGUUUCUAGUCCUCAUGGCUGCUAAGAUAUGCUUGAAAACGUGCGGCGUUUCCCGCUGAUAUCUCAGAAGCUGAGUGGGUGGAUGAAUAAGACCUCAAGUGUCGCACAUACCUCCCAGCCCAUUACUAUGACUUGCAAACCUGGAAUAAACUAUAAAAAUAACUGGCAAAAGUUAUUUUGCAUAAAUUAUACAUACUGCAAGCUUUUCUUAAUGCAGACUAUUGAUUGCUUGGGCAAGAAGAAAACCCUAACUGGAACUGAUGUCUCAGUAGCUAUUGAAUUUUCUUUCCUAGAUCUUGAUUCCACCCAAGGGUUUGAUCAUAAAACUUAAGAAGGAGGCAGAAAACCCCAAAGAAGUAUUGGAUCAGGUAAGCAGUUAAGAGUUUUUUACAUGACUGCCCUUUGCUAGGUUUAAAUAAUCUGAAAACACUUUUGUAUCGCUUUGGAUUUCUGCCAAUAGUGCAGUCCUAUAGAGGUAUAUAUGUUACCCAGGUGUAAGCUUCACUGAGUUCAGUGGCGCUUCCUCCUAGGUAAGCAAGUGUAGGAUUGCAGUCUUACAUCUCAGUGGCCUUAUUUGUAAUAGAGGCAAGGUGGACUUUUGAUUCUCCUUUUGUGAUUGUAUCACUUCACGUUACUACCAAAGACCUUUUUAUUUUAUUUAUUGCAUAUCUAUUUCACCUUUCCUGCAAAGGGACAAACCUUCUGUGAGGUAGGCUGAGAGGUAAUGGCUGGCCCAGGUCACCCAGUGAAUUUCAUGGCUGAGUGGGGAUUUGGACCCAGGACACAGUCUAGCACGCUAACUGCUACACUGCCUCUCAAAAUAUCCCACAAUGUAUAAUUUUCAAAUGAGUCUACCAUCACCAGAUUCUUAAGUGCAGUGAUCCAAUUAAUCUGAACUAGCCUUGGUAGCCAGCCAAAAUCUGCAAUUACCACCAACCCAGCUCUUCCCAUGACCUGAAGUGGGAGGAUAUGGCCUUGUCAAUGCCUUCAAGCUGAGUUUCGGGGGCACUUGAAAGCAGUCGACCUUGAUGCUUAUCAAUAAUGUAUCCAAAAACACAGUUACUGGUUUUUUUUUAAAGUUACUUGAUGCUUUGUGCAGGCGUGUUACAGAGUGGAGUGGGCCAAGUUUCAGGAGCGAGAGCGGAAGAAGGAAGAGGAGGAAAAGGAGCGAGAGCGCGUUGCUUAUGCCCAGAUCGAUUGGCAUGAUUUUGUGGUGGUGGAAACUGUGGACUUCCAGCCCUCCGAGCAAGGUUGGGUCAUUUACUUUGCUGAAAUGCAUAGCUUGACCUCUCUCAAAGCCUCAUUGAAUACAACAUAAGAAGGCUCUGUGCAUAUGUCAGGAAGGGAAAAGCCACUUAGACUCAAUGAAAAUAUUGAAUAACUCAUCUGUUAUCCCUCCAAGGAAGCACUAUAUAGCUCCUUUCCAACAAAGUCCUCUGUAUAUUACUUUAUUUUUUAUUAUUAUUAUUAUUAUUAUUAUUAUUAUUAUUAUUAUCAUCAUUAUCAUUAUUAUUAUUAUUAUCAUUAUCAUUAUCAUUAUUAUUAUCAGCAGCAGCAUUAUCAUUAUUAUUGUAGUUAGCUGCUUGUUACUCGAAGGUCUCCAAGCUACUUACAUUUAAAAACAUAAAUAUAAACACAUUAUACCACAAAAACAGAACACAUCAACCCACAAAACAUCCACAGGAAACUUGGGCAGUAAACUUAUUAAGCUCUCAAGCCUAUUAAAAGCCUGGGGGGGGGGAGGAAUAUAUGUCUUUACGUGAUGUCAAGUAGAUAUCACUAAAGGCACCAGGUGGAUCUUGCUGGGUAAAACACACACACACAGAGCAACAACUGAAAAGGCCCUUCUUUCCCUUGUCAUCAUUCUCUGAGCCUCCCUUGGACGGGGAGUCCUGGAGAAGACUGUAAUAUACUUGAAAAGCAGGUGCAAAUAAUAUGGAAGCAGCAAGCAAGACCUGCAUUUGAACUCUGCUUCUUGAAUCCCACAAAUAUCAGAAAAAAGUGAAGCUAACAGAGCCCACAGCCCAUAAGUCCAGUCACUUCCUACUGAGGUGGACCCUUAACAAGGAGCUUGUCUAGGGAAGACACAUGAUGCUUUUUUCAGCUGUGUAACCUGUUUCACCAAAGGUAUGAUUCUGCCCCCCUCUUUUUUGCAGGGAACUUCCCUCCUCCCACCACUCCCGAGGAGCUAGGUGCUCGAAUUCUCAUCCAGGAGCGCUAUGAGAAGUUUGGCGAAAGUGAAGAAGUGGAGAUGGAAGUGGAGUCAGAUGAUGAAGAUGAGAAACAAGAGAAGACUGAGGAGGCACCAUCUCAGUUGGACCAGGAUACCCAAGUGCAGGACAUGGAUGAGGUGAGCAGUUAGUCUGCGGGAAAGCCUUUUUGGUGUGGCGAAGCUUGAAAGUAGUCUUUCUGAAUCUCUUAAUCCCCAUACUCAGUAAAGUAAUGUUCAUAAGAGUUUGUUCCUUGUGCUUCAUAGCUGGUGUCCUGGACCUUCGUGCUCUGCUGAACUUAAAUUGGGGCUCAAGUUUUAACGUCUGGUGGUGGGGGAAAGGUUCCAAAAGUUUUAGAAGAUCUUUGUCCUUUAGCCGUAAACCUACAAGGGAUGAGAGAGGGUUCUGAAAACAGUCUAGUCCGAGUCCCGUAAGGGUCCUUUGCAUAACAUGCUGCACAUUCAUAUUCCCACAAGUCUGUUGAUGGUUCGAAGUGCAGCCUUUCACAAGCUCAACACUUGAACAAGCCAGCCCCAAAGGUAUGAUAGAAUCAUAGAGUUGGAAGGGACCCUGUAGAUCAUCUAGUCCAACUCCCUGCGAUACAGGAAUAUUCACCCAUAUGGGGAUCAAACCCAUGACCUUGGUGUUAUUGACACCAUGCUCUAACCAAUUGAGCUAACUGGUGCCAGCUUAAAUUGAGGAAGGGACUUGCUUAAGCCUGGUUUGUCUUCUUAUUAAGAAAACUGAGUUGAGCCUUUCAAGAGAAUCCUGUUUCAUGAUCCUUCACUUUAAAAAAAUAUUUUGAAGGGCUCUGAUGAAGAAGAUGAGAGUCAGAAAGUUCCACCACCUCCAGAAACUCCAAUGCCACCACCUCUUCCUCCUACUCCAGACCAAGUCAUUGUCAGGAAAGAUUAUGACCCUAAAGGUAAGCUUGGGGUUAAGAUCAAGUGGGGUUUUGUGACUGGUGAAUGGGUUACAUUCCAGAUCCAGUGAUCAUGUAAAACAUUUCUAACUGUAUAUCUCUCUUUUCUCUCACUCUCCUCUCUCCAGCAUCUAAGCCUUUGCCACCAACUCCGGCCCCAGAUGAGUAUCUUGUCUCCCCCAUCACGGGGGAGAAAAUCCCUGCCAGCAAAAUGCAAGAACAUAUGCGGAUUGGGCUUCUGGAUCCCCGCUGGUUGGAGCAAAGGGAUCGUUCUCUCCGGGAGAAGCAGAGCGAUGAUGAGGUCUAUGCGCCAGGUCAGUUCAGCAAGGUUUUAGUGGUCUUUUAUCAACAUUUUUUUUUCUUGUGUUAAUCUUGAUUACAUGUUUAUGCGUGCCUGAAGGAAACUAGUCAGAUACUAAAAUGCUCUUCUGAAAUAAUUAGAAUCAUUCAGUGUUAAUAAAUUAAUAGAUAAAUGAAUUACGUUGGAUUAACUUUAGUUUUAUAAGAGGACAGCUAUCAAGCGACAGGUAGGCAUCAAAUUUCAAAAGACGUUCUGGGGGCAGGUGUGUUUACUACACUGCAAUUCAUUUGAUUCUGUAGUAAAAUGUUUAACAUAUUUUCCUCUCCAAACGGGGAUGUUCACAGCAGCUAAUAAAGGUACAUAAAAGAAAAAAUGAUAGUAAUAAUUCAAAAUGCAGUACGUACCACUAAAUAACAGUCUAAGUGACCAGGGUUACUGUAUUCUAAACAGAAUUAAAAUCAACGACAAUUACACAUUUGUAGAUCAACCACCUGUCAGCUGCUCUUGAGUUUUUUGAUGAAAGAGUGGGCUUUAUAAGCAUAAGAAAUAUAUAAAAACCUGUGUCUGGGUUGGGUUGUCCACAGCCCUGACAAAGUAGUGAAUGGAGAAGGUAGAACACUAUCUUGGCGGCCAAAAUUUUCAGAUGGCUAAAUUUUUCUGUUUGCCCAUGUUAUGGGAGUAGCGACAACAGAUGGCUUAGAACCUAUGAGCAGUGCCCUAUCUUGAAGGACAAAAAAACAAAAACAAAAAAAACCCACCAUGGCAAACUCUCCCAUUUUACUCAUACUUUCCAGGCUUGGACAUUGAAAGCAGCUUGAAACAGCUGGCUGAGCGCCGUACCGAUAUUUUUGGUGUUGAAGAGACAGCUAUCGGCAAGAAAAUUGGGGAAGAAGAGAUCCAGAAACCAGAAGAGAAGGUAUGGCAGGGAGCCAGGCUAAAAAGGCUUAACUUUUGUUAGUGUGAAAGCAAGAGGCACUAAGACUCACCUGUUUUCUGUUUUUCUAGGUGACCUGGGAUGGCCACUCUGGCAGCAUGGCCCGAACUCAGCAGGCAGCUCAGGCCAACAUUACCCUUCAGGAGCAGAUUGAGGCUAUCCAUAAGGCCAAAGGGCUGGUGCCAGAGGAUGACAGCAAGGAGAAGAUUGGUCCAAGCAAACCCAAUGAGAUGCCCCAGCCCCCACCCCUCUCGUCAGCCCCAAACAUCCAAACCAGUGCUCCGCCAAUCGCAUCAGUGCCUCGCCCGCCCUCGGUAAGCCCCACUUGCUCCAUAGGAAGCUCCUCUGCUUAACGGAGGACUUCUUCUGGCUCCCUCUGCCAAAAAGGUUUUAAUUUGCGUCUUGUCAGCUGAAUUGCCUUGCUUGGGGAAGGGUCAUGUCUCAGUGGUAGAGCACCGGCUUUGCAUGAAGAAGGCCUCUGGUUUGAUCCCCAGUAUCUCUAGGUAGAGCCGAGAGAAAUUCCCUGUCUGAAUCCCUGGAGAACUGCUGCCAGUCUGUGCCAGCCACACUGAGCUAGAUGGGCCAACAUGGCCUGGUUCAGCAUAAAGCAACUUCCUGUGUUCUUACGUCUUCUAGAUGCCACCACCUGUCCGUACAACAGUUGUCAGUGCUGUUCCCGUCAUGCCUCGCCCACCAAUGACUUCCGUGGUCCGCUUACCUCCAGGCUCUGUCAUCGCUGCUCCGAUGCCACCAAUCAUACAUGCCCCUCGGAUCAACGUGGUUCCAAUGCCCCCUUCGGCCCCGCCUAUCAUGGCUCCCCGGCCCCCUCCCAUGAUUGUGCCAACAGGUCAGUGAUGAACAAUCUCACCUCGGGCUAAAUAAGUUUUGGGAAUUGCGGAAGCCGGUCAGGAUUGCUCCUGGUCUCAGAAUUUGCUUCUGUUGGCGCAUUUUCCUCAGUGGUCCUAUAGGUACCGCGUUAAGCAGUUGCACUUUACCUGCAAGUCUUUGAUCAAAAGUUUCUGCAGGCUUCAUUGGGAUUCUCCGUACCAAAAAGCCGUUUCUUCAAUGGAAUUAAGCCCUGGAGGUCAACACCCUGCUAAAAUUUAGUCACUGCAUUUGCUGAAUGAAUUAUAACAGUUGUGUUAAAAUUGGUGACAUCUUUGGGUUUGAAAGAUGCCACAGUGACAGCUUUACCCUAUAUAUUGCCUUGUGAUGAUCACCAUGUGUCCUUUUUUAAAAAAAAGAUCUGUAGUUGGUAACAGUUAUACAGGUGACUCCUUUCUCCCAAAAGUUUGAAGUCUAGAAAAGAAAAGGGAGGAAAUGUUGGGCAGAAACAGAAUUCCUCCUCCUUGUUCCAAAUUGGUUGUUCCCCUCUCCCAAAAUGAACUCAGAAUUUCAUCUUCAUUCUCCCUAGCCUUCCAAUUCCUUUUCUCACAUGAAAGGUUAAAAAUUGUUGCAUAGUCUAUUUUUUAUGCUCCAUGACCUUUUCCUACCCAUAGCCCCUUUUCCACAGAGAAACUGAGGCAGACUGCUUUCAGUUUCUUCCAUGGCCCAAAAUCAUUCUUCCCACCAUCUAUGGGGAUGAGGGUAGACUAGAUCUUGCAUUUUCAAUCCUCUAGGAUGUUUCACUGAUGUACAAAGACUGUGGUACUGGCUGCAUUUACACAGGAGUUGGCUUGCAAGUUUUCUGUCUAAAUCAGAGACCUGUUCUUCCACAUAGGUAUGGAAAAGCACACACUGCCAACCCCAGUUCUUGAACCCAAUAAGUUGAAAGUGUGCUCUGCGACAUUACAGUAUAUUCUUGACCAUUGUGUGGGACAAAGGAGCGGCCUGGAACCUUUGUGCUUUCCUGUAGAGUUUUCCGUUUUAAAUAAUGAAAUCUAAAUAGGCACUAUUUUAUUAUCUCAUAGGUUUCAGGUGAGCUAAGCCAUUGACUAAUUAUAUUUAAUUGUUACAAUAUAGGAUACAGACAGGGACCAGUCAGCAGUCCAGGUAACUUCUUAAGUGUCAUUGUGACCUCGGAGGUAACUCAGCUAAUCACUAACCUUCAAGUCGAGCUCUUAAUUUGCAUGCCUUCACUUCUCUUGUCUGUCCAGAGUGGUACCGGGGAUUUCUGGCUGUGGUGUGCGUCUCUGUGUGUCAGUAGUUCUUGACCUUUUGUAGACUACUUGGCCUGAUUGUCGCCGCUCUUCAAAGAUUCUUGUGGCUGCAUGCUAGCUUGGGUGCCAGUUCUCCAGACACGGUUGUUUUGCAAGAGAAACAGAGGCAGGACUAGAGGAAGAGCCACUCUGUGCCCUUGGAAAGAGCCAGAGUCUUCUGUCUGUGUUUCAGUUGCUUCACACCCACUAUAGUUGUUGCAAAGUAGCUUUAAGCCCUGCCCCCCCAUCUCGCCUUUAUGGUUUGGCUGCUUUGUGUGUGGCUCUCCCUCUUUUCAAUGACCGCCAUCCAAGUUUGAGAUAAGUAGCUCAAGGUACAUAAAUAAGAUGCUGUCGAGUCACUUAGAUCCCUGGCUGUCACGUGGAAGUGUUCUUGUCUGAAAUUUUUGAAAUUCUCUUAAAUGCUUAAUACCCCAGCAAUUCCAAGUGAAAGAGUUCACAGUGGAGUUGAAAGAUCUGUGAUUUUUUUAAAAACAACAACGUGGGUGGAAAGUAGUCGCCAGACCCAAGUAUUUGAAACCCAGGGAACAGAGCAAGGCCAAAUUCACAUAUUUCAUUUUCAGCUGUACACUUCUGGUCAGGCACAUUGCAGUUGCAGCCCAGGAUAGUUCAUGGGGACCCUUAAGGAAACAAGGGCAACUUGACCAUAGCAAUACUUGCGUCAUAAAGCUCACGACUAGCAUUAACUUCCUACGCAGCUGAAACAAAGCCUAGGAAAGGGGCUUCAGCCUACUCUGGGAUAGCAGAUGCAUCACAUGUGUUUAGGUGCGUUCAUCUCCCCCCCCCCCCGCCCCAUUUAUUUAACCUUCAUUUUAUUGCUACAAAGCAGAGCUUUCUACAUUCGCACAUUUUCCUUACUUAGAAGCACUGAAGCUUAGAGUUCCAGCAGGUGUGAUGUCCUGACUUUCGCAGUGCUUGGAUAGGAGAAGCUGACAAUUUUCCUAGGCUUUUUAGCUCAACUAAUCUCAUUUUAACACAGCUUUUAUGCCUUGGGAGUUUCUACUUACUGUUGCUUUUCUUUUGGUCUCUUUUCUUUCCCUAAAGGCAAUGGUGUCAAAUGUAACUCUUUCAAGAGAUUUCCAUUCCACCUUCUUGUGACCAGGAAAUGUAUUUUAAGGAUCCAUACUUCUCUCUGGUGCCAGGGACAGACACCAUUGGAGAUUGCAAAGGCCACUGGUCCCUCCAGAGCCAUUAAACUUUUAUUAUUAAAAUCCUGCUAUUUUUAUACCCUGCCUUUCUAUAAAAAUCAAGCAAAAUUGUUGCUUACAUUUUAAAAAACCCCAUAUAAAACGCUUUAAUUUUUAAAGUAACUAAAGCUGCGUUCAAAAGAAUAAAAGGCAUUUGAUACAUGAGAAGUAAAACAUUUUUUUUAAACGAUACAACUCCACACCUUCACAGUGACUAGUACUAUGCAUAACCAAUAACACCAUUCUGAAAGUGCUUUGGUGAACGAAAAGGUUUUUAGCAUACACCAAAAACAUAAAAUCACCUUAUUUCUAAAGGCGGGAGGUGGGGAGCAGGUACAUACCCCCCCCUUAGUAGUUUCAUGCAAGCAAGCUCAUAAGUGAGUUGUUUUGCCCUUGAUUAGUGUUGGAAGAUGCUUCCACACAUGCUUCCUGUGCUGCCUUCUCAAACAGAAAUGGAGAUGGGAUAAUACCAGGCUUUUUCUACAUUUGACACCACUGCUUUGGGGUUCUGUCCACGUCUUUUGCUCCAAACGCCACACUAGUGAUUUUCUUUCAGAAUAAAUACUCUUCCCCCCCCCCCACUUCAGCUUUUGUUCCAGCUCCUCCUGUGGCGCCAGUGAGCGCUCCAGCCCCUAUGCCUCCUGUCCACCCUCCACCUCCCAUGGAUGAUGAGCCGGCCUCCAAGAAGCUGAAAUCUGAAGAGAACCUGAUGCCGGAAGAGGAAUUCCUGCGCAGAAACAAGGUGUGCGCUUAAAUAAAUAGUGGUGCUUUGAUCUUAGGCCAGAGGAAUCUUCUAGCGGGUUGGGUGAUCAGCGACCCUUCACAUUCCGAUUAAGCUGGGUUGCCAGCCUGAAGUUCUCCACUUGCAAUCUGAAUGGGGGAAUUUGCAAGGGAAAGGAAUUCAAAAGGUGGAAGGGCAGCCUUCCAGGAAGAAGCAGAGGUCUCUUUAUCUAUUUUCUCAUUGGUUCUCCCUUCUUCUCCUUUGUCAGAUUUGACAAAUUCAUGGAGGAGAUGGCUAUCAAUGGCUGCAAGCCACAAUGGCUAUGCUCUGCUUCCACAGUCAGAGGCAGUAAUGCUUCUGAAUACCAGUUGCUGGAAACCACAGGACAGGAGAGAGCUCGAAUCCUGCUUGUGGAUUUCCUACAGGCAUCUGGUUGGCCGCUGUGAGAACAGGAUGCUGAACUAGGUGGGCCAUUGGCCUGAUCCAGCAGGCUCUUCUUGUGUUCUUAAGCACACACACCCCUUAACAGUAUAAUUCUUCUUACUCCCUUAGGGCCCAGUCACAGUCAAAGUUCAAGUUCCUAACAUGCAGGACAAGACUGAAUGGAAGCUGAAUGGCCAGGUGCUGGUGUUCACCCUCCCUCUCUCUGACCAGGUAUGUGGCCCAAGCAAUGGGUGGCCAGUUUCUCUGUUGUCAAUGACUGCUUUGCUCUUCAGACAGUUAUCUGGGGUUUGGAAAGAGUAUUUUGCUUCAUAAAAUGAUCCCCAUCUUUAUCAGUGGCCAGGUGCCAUUAAUAAAACCAUCGCAAUCUAUAAAUAUUGUCUUACUACUUGUGGAGUGCAGGUGUUGCAGCAGAGAGUUACAUAUAAAAAUGUUAGAUUAUGUGGGGCGGCCCUUGAAGACUCUUCAGGAACUACAGCUGCUGCAGAAUGCAGUAGCCAGAUUAAUUGUUGCAGCCAGGUGAUUGUACCUUUUAACACCUGUUCUGGCUGCACUUUACUGGCAGCCCGUGCAUUUCCAGGCCCAAAUCAGUGUACUAUAAGGUAUACGCAGUUCAGCACCACACUGCUUAAUGGAAUGUCUCUCCCAAUAUGAAUCUACCCAUGCAUUAAGAUCUACACCAAACUCUCUCUUCAUUCUGGAGAGGUUCAGAGAGUUGCUCCCUGUUUGUAGAAAAGAAAAACUCCGCAGCAAGACCCACAUGGUGCUGAUACUGUCUUUUUUGGCGCCAGUUUAAAACUUUCCUCUGUUCUCAAGCAUUUGAUGUCAUCUAAUGGGCUGCUUUUCCCGAUCAUCAGUUUUUAAUUUUGGGGGGAAAGGCUCCUUGUAUAUUCUUCCAGUUUUUAUAUUGCUGAUUUUAAUGGGGUGUGUGUGUUUAGUAUUAAAUAUUGGAUUGCUCUUUUACUGCUUAGUUUUAAACACUGUAUAUUUACAUGUAUUUUAUAUUUCUAUAAGCCAGCUUGGGAAAAGCACCUCAGAAAUAUUAUAAUAAUAAUAAUAAUAAUAAUAAUAAUAAUAAUAAUAAUAAUAAUGCUGUUAACAUGUAAAGAUGCACAGCAGGCAUUAAAAGAGAGAACAAUGUGUGGCUGUUUAUAACCAUGAAGCAGCAGGCAAAGCUUUUACCAUUCCUGGGUGUAAAAUACCUGACCAGAUUUAACUGAUGAGUCACCAUUUGACAUCCCUGCUCCCUGAUUCAUUUCUCUCUUGAUUGAUACAGCUUUCCUUUUAUGACAUUCAUUGCAAACCUUUUCCUUUCUAUCAUGUUAUGUUUCCCAAGCAUGUGCUGUACAAGUCCCUUGUAUAGUGCCCAAUUUCAUUGAAGGUGUUUGUGGGUUUCUUCUGGUUCCUAGGUUUCUGUUAUCAAGGUCAAGAUUCAUGAGGCCACUGGAAUGCCUGCUGGGAAACAAAAGCUCCAAUAUGAGGUGGGUGUGUGGUCCCGUUGGCCCUUAAUUAGUUAGUUAGUUUGCCGUUCUUCAUUCAUAGAUCUCAGGGUUCCCAACAUAAAAAUACAAGAUACAAAAGAUAAUAAAUAAUAAAAACAAGAACAAAACAAACCAAUAACCUCUCUCCUCUCCACCGUCUCCCACAAACACAUUUAAAAGGGUAUGUAGCAUGUUAAUCAACUAAAGGCCUGGCUGAAGAGGAACAUUUUUGCCUGGCGCCUAAAGGUAUAUAAUGAAGGCACCAGCUGAACCUCCUUGGGGAGAGCAUUCCACUUAACCCUGAGUGUCUUAAGAUCCCAGCCCUGUGCCUUAUCUGUUCCCUUGCCUUUUUCAACCUUAAAUCGCAAAUGCCAUGAUUUGCAUUCCAUGCUGAGAUAUGAAGGAAGGGCUAUAACUCAGUGGUAGAGCAGUUGCUUUGCAUGCAGGAAAUCCCAUAUUCAGUCCCCAGCAUCUCCAGGUGGGGCUGCUGGUCAGUGUAACAGUGAUGAGCUAGAUGGACCAACUGUGUGACUUUGUGCAAGGCAGCUUCUUGUGGUUUCCUUCUGGUGCAAAGGGUGGGUUUUGUUUUCCUUGCCAAGCGCAAAGCUUAGCACUGUUGAGACCCUCUCGUGUCUUGUCUUUUCAGGGCAUCUUCAUCAAAGAUUCCAACUCUCUGGCUUAUUACAACAUGACCAGCGGGUCAGUGAUCCACUUAGCACUCAAAGAAAGAGGAGGUAGAAAGAAGUAGGACUCGGUUGGCAAGGCAGCUGCCACACAGCAGAUGGCACAAGACAAGCUGCCAGAAUCUGCCAGCUCCUGAGUAACAUCCGCAUGGCGUUCCCAGAUGGGCAAUGCUUUGUACCUUCAGCUUGUAUCUGGUAAUCCCUUCAGCUGGAGAAAGUUGUUCAUGCCCUUGGAGUCACUGUGAAUUAUUUUUCAAGUUGAUGUGUGUAUAUUUCAGCAGCUCGUGCUAUAUAUUCACAAUGUUAUCAGAAUCGCUGCUUGGCUAGCAUUUCUCUUCAGUGGUCUUCUGUUUUAAUUUCUUGCAACGUUUUGCCUCUGCGGCUAAGAUCUCUCUUAGCUUUGAUUAGAUCUGACCAUGUGCAUUAAACUUUUGGAAGGGGCUUGCUGGCAUAUAAGAGAAUGAUACCUUCUGGAUGAAACAUUUCAGUUUAACUUCCUUAUUCCAAAUAACUAGUGUAAUAAAAGCAUUUGUGAUUUUCCAUGUGAAAUCUCUGAGCUCUGAUGGCUUUUGCAACAACCUGGAUUUCCUGGGAAUGGUCAGACAACAGAGAUGGAAGAAGCUGGUAACACAGUAAACCUGCAAUGUGAGCUGUUAUUCAGAACAGUGGAAUCGGAAAGAAUUCCUGGAAGCGGCUUGCAUUAGCCCAGCAUAAUUUUUUACUCCCCACCCUCCUGCUUUGGAGCAACUUACCUCCAUUGCAUUGCUUUUGAGUUGAGAGAAAAAGAAGUCACUUUGUUCUUGGCUCCUGGCCUUCUGUAUUAAGUGUUUGACCAACACAUGAGGUUCAAGGGGCUUGCGCUAGAUUCCUCAGAAUCUUGCCAAGAUUUAACCCUCUUAGUUUGGGAGAUUACUCAUCCAACAAUAUGAACCUGACAAAAGUGUAACACACUUUCACUGACUUCAAUACAAAAUAUGGAAAUGAUUUUAAAUCUGUGUGUCUUUUUUGCAAAUCGCUCCUUGUCUUUCCAAGACGUACUAAAGGCUGAAAGAAGCCUUCAGAGGGCAGUAGAUUAAGAUGCUGUUCAAGUCUCCUAUCUUUACCUCCUGCAGUGCAGCCACACUUGCUUAUUGAGUCUGUAGGUUUUUGACAAUCGAAGGGUGUAAUUUUGGUGGCAGAGGCUUUUGGAGCCUUUUCUUAUCACGGCUAAAGAGUUACACAAUACAGUGGUACCUCUGGUUGUGAAUGGGAUCCAUUCUGCAGCCCCGUUUGCAACAUGAGCAGAACGCAACCUGAACAUGUGCGGGUCAUGAUUCGCCGCUUCUGUGCAUGUGCGUGAUGUCAUUUGGAGCGUCUGCGCAUGCGCGAGCAGCAAAACCCAGAAGUAACCCUUUCCAGUACUUCUGGGUUGCCGCAGGACACAACCUGAAAAGACGUAACCUGAACCGAACGUAACGAGGUAUGACUGUAGGUUCUAAAUUAGCCUGUCCCAGGCUGGUACCCUAGAGAUGUUUUGGACUACAUCUCCCAUCAGCCCCAGGCAGCAUUGCUGCUCUAGCUGGGACUGAUGGAAAUUUGAGUCCAAAUCAUUUAGAAGGCGCCGUCCUAGAGAAAGCUGUUUAAAUCAUUGAUCUUUCAACUGUUGAGGCCGUUUACUAUGCAGAUAGAUGGUAAAAAUAUUACAAAGCAAGUCCUAAAGGGCAUGCUUGGGCUAACGUUGGGUGCCAGGUCUUGAAAGCCUGCUGCUCUAAAUGCUGCACUAUGUGCUCCAACCCCCCCCCCCCCCCGCAUCUUUGGCACCUAUUGUUUAGGAGCUCACAGGUAGAGGCACUCCCUUCCAGCCUUUUCCUCCCAUACCCUUGAUCAUUAGAGAGUUGCUAGCCAGUGUGGUGUAGUGGUUAGGAGCGGUAGUCUCAUAAUCUGGGGAACCGGGUUCGCGUCUCCGCUCCUCCACCUGCAGCUGCUGGGUGACCUUGGGCCAGUCACACUUCUCUGAAGUCUCUCAGCCCCACUCACCUCACAGAGUGUUUGUUGUGGGGGAGGAAGGGAAAGGAGAAUGUUAGCCGCUUUGAGACUCCUUAAAGGGAGUGAAAGGCGGGAUAUCAAAUCCAAACUCCUCAUCUUCUUCUUCUUCUUGCUUCCCUUAAGAGUGUCCAAAUUAAAUGGCUAUCACAAAGCAGUGUUGCUUUUUCUCUCUCAGCUUUCCACAGGGCCAAAGCUUAGUGGCAGAACUCCUGCAUUGCAUGCAGAAUGUGGAGAAUCCCCAACACUUCAAGAUAGAGCUGAGACUGCCUCCUGCCUGAAAAAGGAGUUUGGGCACUGUUGUGCUAGGUCAGGGGUAGGCAACCUAAGGCCCGUGGGCCGGAUGUGGCCCAAUCGCCUUCUCAAUCCGGCCUGCGGAUAGUCCGGGAUUCAGUGUGUUUUUACAUGAGUAGAAUGUGUCUUUUUAUUUAAAAUGCAUCUCUGGGUUAUUUGUGGGGCCUGCCUGGUGUUUUUACAUGAGUAAAAUGUGUGCUUUUAUU